Messenger RNA from Eimeria acervulina, 1626 nucleotides. Its product is annotated as dual specificity protein phosphatase CDC14A, putative. The record is from RefSeq and is a predicted model, not a curated record. NCBI's taxonomy places the organism in Eukaryota, Apicomplexa, Conoidasida, Eucoccidiorida, Eimeriidae. The transcript is spliced from 8 exons. The coding region runs from base 1 to 1626 and encodes 541 amino acids.
AUGUCGCUGUGGCAGCGGCUGCCUGCCUCCCAGACCACGGAGAUUGCUGCCGCAAUCCGUCCGCUGAUCCUGAAAUUUCACAAAACCCGUUGCACACUUCAAACCACCAGACUCAUUUCUCACAAGACGGAGACGUGCCACAUCCCGUGUGGUUCUAAUGAGACAAAUCAUCGUACUUCGACAUCCUUGGAAGAGUUUCAGAACUUCGAAGACUGCCCCGCCUCACGUCCAACGCUGCAGCUUCAGAGGCGAGGCAAAGCAGACGCUACCCGCCGAUUGCUACCUUCUUGGAUCUUUGCGCACGAGAUACAGAAUUUCGGCGAGCUGCAGCGGCUGCAGCAGCAAGUGACUCUUGAAGCAACAGACUCGCGUGUAUCUCCACAAGAUGGCAAACUCUUCCCUCUAGCUGUGAAUGUAGUGGACAGCGAAAGUAACUGUUUCUUGGGCUGCGCUAUAUUCCAUUCUCGGCCCCUGAUUGCCGCGCGGGUGCUCGAGGGCGUCUCUGCUUCUACGUCGUUAAAUGCAGAGUACUUGGGACACCGACUGCGCGAGGCAGCUGACAGGAGACGAAGCUUGCCGCCAGAUGUGCUGCAACCCGCAGCAGCAGCUGCAGCAGCAGCUGCAGCAGAUCGCGAGCCUCAGAGCUGCCCUUCACACUCCCAGACCGCCUCCGUUCCCCGAGGGUUUUACCGCCUGAUCAACGGAGAGAGAAGCGAGCUGCUGACCGCUCCGCUUGUCGCAGCCAUUCAGGAAACACUGGGGCCCUCUGCCGUGGUGCUGCGGAACGACAGUCUGCUGCGAGAGCUCGAGAGAGAUGCCUCCUUGAAGUCAUACACCGCUCUCAUCAGCGGGGAACUGCGCGACUGGCAGUGGAUUAAAGAGGGAGGUUGCUGCUUCCCUGUCGAUCUCCUUAACAGCCCCGACACGGGCUGGUACUACGAUCGGCGGGGAGUGCGGGCGGCUGUAGCGGGUUUGGCCGUCGGAGGGCGGCUGCUGGAUCUUCAUUGCCACUCGGCAGCGUUCAGCAUUAGGGCACUGCGGAGCGGGGCAGCGCGCUCCUCUGUUUGUGUGGAUAUCUCGAGCAGCUCUCUUGAGCUGGCAGCAGAAGCAGCAGCAGCGAACGGCGUGCAGCAGCAGCUGCUUCUGCAAAAGGCUGACGCGCUGCAGUGGCUGCUGCACAGAACUCGCCAUCUGGCACUACAGCCGUCUUGCACAGCUCCUCAAGGCUCUCUCCCUUCCGUAAAUAGAGAAGCUGCUUCCAUUGAGGCAGCACUUGGUGGCAAGAAGCGAACAGGUGAAGUGCCUGUAGAGGCGCAGUUCGACAUCAUCGUUAUAGAUCCACCCCCUCCACAGAGACAAGGACUGGUGCCUGCCUUUUCUGACGAGCUGCUGCAGCUUGCCGCUGCUGCUGCGAGGCUCCUCAGCAGCGGAGGGCGUCUUGUGGUCGUUGAAAGCAGCAGGUUCCUCAGCCUGCAGCAGCUGCUGCAGAUUCUUACAGAUGCAGUAAACGCCGCAGGCAGGACAGCAACCCUUGAGAUGCACGGGGGCCCCACGCUGGACUGCCCUCAGGAUCUGCUUUCGCAAGGUGUCUUGGGGAUGAACUGGGUUGUGCUGCAGCUCACAUAG